Labeo rohita (rohu) is the source of this 2254-nucleotide messenger RNA. It is a transcript of the gene cpa6, whose product is annotated as carboxypeptidase A6. Gene Ontology annotation, molecular function: zinc ion binding; metallocarboxypeptidase activity. The transcript is spliced from 10 exons. Bases 140 to 1552 code for a protein of 470 amino acids. NCBI's taxonomy places the organism in Eukaryota, Metazoa, Chordata, Actinopteri, Cypriniformes, Cyprinidae. Gene Ontology annotation, biological process: proteolysis. The record is from RefSeq and is a predicted model, not a curated record.
CUAACGAAAUAGUCCCAGGAGCGGACGCCCAGGACAGAAAAGUCUCACAGUUCCUUCCACUGGGAUGAUUUCCAUUCAGCAUCAAUAGGCGCAGCGCCUCUGAUUAACUGCUCCGUUUUUAUUGAUAUACUAACUUAAUAUGGCAUUAAGAAUCACAGACUUGUCCAGUGCUGUUUUACUAGGAUGUGUUAUCAUUUUGACCACCGUGCUUUAUCCGGUUGACUCUUACCUCUACAACAACCGCUACUUCGGUGAUCAAGUGUUCAGAAUAAUCCCGAGCAGCGACGCAGAGGUUCAAGCAGUCAAACAGCUUUUCCAAAACCUAACGGUGGACCUUUGGCAGCCCAACAGCGCAUCUAUGAUUCAAGAGAACAGCACAGUAGACGUUCAUGUGGGUCGAAACAAGACGCAGUGGCUGAGAAGACAUCUUCAUCAAGCGCACAUCCAAUCUGAGGUGCUCAUUUCCAAUCUCCAAACUGAAAUUGAGAGACAGAUCGGCUACCGGUCUUCCAGGAAGCGCAGAUCAGAAAUCCAGUAUGACUAUGAAGUGUACCAUCCUUUGGAAGAGAUCCAGAGUUGGAUGUUUGAGAUGAACCGGACACACCCACACCUGGUGGACCUCUUUUCUAUUGGUCAGUCCUAUGAAGGACGGCCCCUUUAUGUGCUCCAGGUAAAGGCUGAUGGGAAAAUUGACUACAUUUAUAAGAACACAAACACUCACACAUAUGGACUUACCAGACUGCAUUCUCUGUCCCUCUCCUGUCAGUUAGGAAAGAGAACACGUCGCUUUAAGAAGGCAGUGUGGAUAGACUGUGGAGUGCAUGCAAGAGAAUGGAUUGGGCCAGCUUUCUGCCAGUGGUUUGUGAAAGAGGCGCUGAACUCCUAUCAACACGACUCCAGCAUUAGACGAUUGAUGAAUCAGCUUGAUUUCUACAUUAUGCCUGUCUUCAAUGUGGAUGGUUACCAUUACAGCUGGAAGACGGAUCGCUUUUGGCGGAAAACUCGGUCAAAGAUUCCAAAGUAUCAUUGUCGGGGAGUGGAUGCCAACCGAAAUUGGAAAGUCAAAUGGUGCGAUGAGGGUGCAUCCCUGCACCCCUGUGAUGAAACAUACUGCGGUCCUUUCCCUGAGUCAGAGCCUGAGGUCAAAGCCGUUGCCAAGUUUCUACGCAAACACAGGAAACGGGUCAAAGCCUACAUCUCUAUUCACGCCUAUGCUCAGAUGCUCCUCUAUCCGUAUUCCUACAAGUACGCCACUAUACCAAACUUCAACUGUGUGGAAUCAGCAGCCCAGAAUGCAGUGAGCGCUCUCUACUCAGCUUAUGGAGUGAGAUACAGAUACGGCCCUGCCUCCACCACACUUUAUGUGAGUUCUGGAAGCUCAAUAGACUGGGCCUAUAAGAAUGGGAUCCCAUAUGCAUUCGCCUUCGAGUUACGUGAUACGGGCUACUUCGGCUUCCUGUUGCCAGAAGAACUGAUUAAUCCAACUUGCACAGAGACCAUGAGAGCAGUAAAGACCAUUGCUUCAGGCCUGCUGAAGAAAUGUACUAAAUGAAACUUUUUCUCUCUCCCUCUAUCAAUUUCACACCCAUAAGCCAUAGCAGUGUCUAUUAGCUAUGAACAAAUGUGCCUGUUUUCAAUUCCUUUUUGAUAAAUCAGUAACUAAGACUUAUUUAUUUUAUAAACUACUAUAAAAAAGCUCUACGUUAAACAAAAUGGUAUAAAUGUAAACAGUGAAGAUGUGCAAGCACUUGAAUUGUGAACUAAAAAGUGGAUUUUACUUUUGAGGGGCGAAUAUACAGUGAGCUUCAAAAAACAGUAAUGCCCAAAGAAUGUAAAUAAUGCAUAGUGUUAUCUUAAAAUGGGUUUAUUUUAAUGUAGACGUUGUGUAUCACUGCAGCUAAAAUACAGCUUUGAUUUUGUUUUGAAUGGAAAAGGUCAACUGGGAACUCUAAAAUGAGCAAGACAAGAAUACAUAAAAUUGCUGUUUUUGUUGUUUUGAAGAAAACUUAUUAAAGUAAUUGUAACGUGUAUAAUUAAUUGUACUUGCAAGAGCAAUGUUUACAUUUGUACUCUUACGUACUUUUACGUUUUGGAGUUUUAUUGCAAUAAGUCAGUAUUUAUUUCAGUGAAAACAUACAGUACUUUGUUAUAUACAGUAUAAAGUGUCUUGCAAGUUGGCAUUUAAGAUGAUUUUUGUAUCUUACUGUUUGUAUCUACCAGCAGGUAGAUUAUUAAAAGUGGUUUUAUGAUAACA